AUGACCAAUAGAAACAUACAUACGUUGAAUGGCUCGGCACGAUCCAACAGGUCUUCUUCUUCAAAUGAUGCAACAAUUUCUGACAUUUGGUUCAGUGUACCACCCGUUACAAGGACGUUAGUGUUGAUGUUAGGAACUGUGACAAGUCUUGCGGCAUUGCAAUUGGUUCAAAUGGGAUAUCUGGUAUUUCAAUGGAAUGAAACGUUCCGUCAUUUUCAGUUUUGGAGAAUAAUAACUGCUUGCAUGGUCUUACCUCUACAAGCAAUGCCCGCGCUAUUUGAAAUAUACAAUAUUACCACUAGAUCCCUUGAGUUAGAACGUCAGCAUUUCAUGAUUUCUAGUGUCCACGACCCCUCAAUCGACUAUGCCUUUUAUCUACUAUUUUCUAUUCUUUCUUUUACUAAUAUGGCCACUUUUUUUGAAGGUAGAAAUAUGCCCAUGAUAUUAACAUCAGCACUUUCUUCAUGUAUCACAUUCACAUGGGCUGUGGAUAAUCGUAACAACAAGGUAUUGUUUUACGGAGUGAUUCCAGUCUAUGGGAAAUUCUUCCCAUUAAUUCAACUUGUCAUUUCUUUCAUAUUUGGCGAGGGAUUCAUGAACAGUCUCGUGGGCAUCUGUACAGGAUACUUAUUUGUCUGUCUGGAUACCAGAACAUUCGGCCCAUUAUGGGGUUACAUCUUCAAAAAGGAACCACUCUAUGGUAUUAUGCCAUGUGGUAAGCUCAGUAGUCCAUCAUGGUUCAAGUACACUUAUGAAACUCUAUUUCUUUCUAUAAAACCAGAAGAAACAGCUGCUCCAACGACAUCUUCCAAGAACGCGUUCCUAUCUAAGUUCACAGGACAAGGACAAAAGCUAGGUGGAAAAAAGACCCCCGUUACAAGAGCAGGCAGGCUUGUGAGGGAAGAUACCCCAAACGACAGUGGCUCUAGUACAGGUACUGACGCCACUACUGACUCAACAACCACUGGUAGCUUCCGUGGUAAGGGACAACGUGUGGGAACUAAAUAA
Molecule: messenger RNA, 1008 nt
Organism: Kazachstania africana CBS 2517
Lineage: Eukaryota; Fungi; Ascomycota; Saccharomycetes; Saccharomycetales; Saccharomycetaceae
Gene: DFM1
Product: Dfm1p
Exons: 1
Coding region: 1-1008 (335 amino acids)
Biological process (GO): endoplasmic reticulum unfolded protein response
Cellular component (GO): endoplasmic reticulum membrane; Hrd1p ubiquitin ligase ERAD-L complex
Molecular function (GO): misfolded protein binding; ubiquitin-specific protease binding
Source: RefSeq, a predicted model, not a curated record